AUGGUCCGCAACUUGGUCGUCCUGGGCGGCAGCUCACACCCUGAGCUGACCGAGACAAUCUGCAACCACCUCGGUAUUCCUCCAGCAAACAUCCUCCUCAGCAAGUUCGCUGUAGGAGAGACUCGCGUCGAGAUCAUGGACUCGGUCAGAGGAAAGGAUGUUUUCAUCAUCCAAUCUGGCGGCGGCAAGGUCAACGACCACCUGAUGGAGCUUCUCAUCACCAUCUCGGCCUGCAAGACCGCGUCCGCUAAGCGCGUCACCGCCGUUCUUCCUCUCUUCCCCUACUCGAGACAAAGCGACAUUCCUUACAACAAGACUGGCGCUCCUCUGGCCAAGGCUCCUACUCAAUUGAACCGCAAUGGCAACUACACCUUCGACAGCAGACCUCAAACGCCUAUGCCAGGUCAAGUAGAAAGUGCUGGAAUGAAGGGUGGCCCGGAGAAUUUGCACAAGAAGCUGAUGGACAUGCAAUUGCGCGACAACGGCGAUGGCCAGCGUAGCCGUAGUCCUGUCAAGAUGCCUCGCCGCUCGACAAUGGAGUCCGUUUCCUCUGAAAAGUCCGACUACUUCGACGACAAUUCUCUCACACCUACCGUGACCAAUGGAAGCGCCAACGGUGACAAGCCUGUAGCUAAGUUCCACAAGGCUCCUCCUCACUUUGAGCCCCAAAGAGGUUACAAGCAAUGGGUCGCUCAGGCGGGUACUCUUGUUGCCGACCUUCUUACCUGCGCUGGCGCUGAUCACAUCAUCACAAUGGACCUUCACGACCCUCAAUAUCAAGGUUUCUUCGACAUCCCAGUCGACAACUUGUACGGCAAGCACCUCUUGCGCAAGUACAUCCAGUUCCACAUUCCUCAGUACCAGAACGCUGUCAUCGUCAGUCCGGAUGCUGGUGGUGCCAAACGCGCAACUGCCAUUGCCGAUGCUCUUGGUAUGCCCUUCGCGCUCAUUCACAAGGAGCGUCGCCCGACUCAGAUCACCGAUCGCCAGAAUGCGACAAUGAUGCUGGUAGGUGAUGUCGCAGACCGUGUCGCCAUUCUUGUCGACGAUCUGGCCGACACUUCCAACACCAUCACUCGCGCAGCCAAGCUCUUGAAGAAGGAGGGUGCCAGCAAGGUCAUUGCUCUUGUUACUCACGGCGUGCUGAGUGGUGAUGCCAUCGACCGCAUCAAUGCUAGUGCCAUUGACAAGGUCGUCGUCACCAACAGCGUUGACCAAGAGGAGAACAAGAAGCGUUGUUCGAAGCUGGAGGUUCUCGAAGUAGGAAACGUCUUCGCCGAGGCCAUCAGAAGAGUCCACCACGGCGAGAGUAUCAGUGUUUUGUUCCACGACUAG
Molecule: messenger RNA, 1335 nt
Organism: Aureobasidium melanogenum CBS 110374
Lineage: Eukaryota; Fungi; Ascomycota; Dothideomycetes; Dothideales; Saccotheciaceae
Product: ribose-phosphate pyrophosphokinase
Exons: 3
Coding region: 1-1335 (444 amino acids)
Biological process (GO): 5-phosphoribose 1-diphosphate biosynthetic process; purine nucleotide biosynthetic process
Cellular component (GO): cytoplasm; ribose phosphate diphosphokinase complex
Molecular function (GO): ribose phosphate diphosphokinase activity; magnesium ion binding
Source: RefSeq, a predicted model, not a curated record